Hordeum vulgare subsp. vulgare (domesticated barley) is the source of this 1697-nucleotide messenger RNA. RefSeq names its product zinc-finger homeodomain protein 4-like. Gene Ontology annotation, molecular function: transcription cis-regulatory region binding; DNA-binding transcription factor activity. The transcript is spliced from 2 exons. Gene Ontology annotation, biological process: regulation of DNA-templated transcription; regulation of developmental process. Bases 186 to 1274 code for a protein of 362 amino acids. Lineage: Eukaryota; Viridiplantae; Streptophyta; Magnoliopsida; Poales; Poaceae. Gene Ontology annotation, cellular component: nucleus. The record is from RefSeq and is a predicted model, not a curated record.
CGCGUCCACGACUAACCCCUCGCUCGAUCGCUCGCUCGCCCGCUUUGCCAAGCCAAGAACAGCCCCACUGUUCAUCAUCAUCCAUCCAUCCAUCCUCGUUGCGACUGCAGAGAAGGCGAACAGAAGCAGCAGCGGCAGAGCCACCAGCGAGAAGCUUCCUUCCGGACAGGGAGGAGGGGGAAAGGAUGGAUCUUUCUGUGCCCCGAGGGGAGUUCCCGAUCCCAAUGCACGCCGCCGCCGCCUCGCCCUAUGGAGGCGGCAUCGGCGGCGGGGGCGUCGCCGUCGCCGACCAUGCCAUGGACCUCCACCACGACCACGCCAACCAUAACGGCCAGUCCCAGCCCCAGGCGCAGGACAUGGCCUCGCCGCCUGCUGCUGUGUCGGAGGACAGCUCCGGGAAGAAGCGCGCGGCGGCCAUUGCCGGCGGAGGCGGGGGAGGGCCGGCGGUCAAGUACCGGGAGUGCCUCAAGAACCACGCGGCGGCCAUCGGCGGCAACGCCACCGACGGGUGCGGCGAGUUCAUGCCCAGCGGCGAGGAGGGCUCGCUGGAGGCGCUCAAGUGCUCCGCCUGCGGCUGCCACCGCAAUUUCCACCGCAAGGAGCUCGACGACUUGGACGGCGACAGCUGCGCCUCGCACGGCUACGGCUACGGGCACCACGCCGUCCGCCGCCUGCUCGGCCCCGCCGUGUCGCACUCGCACCACCACAAAAGCAGCGGGGGCCUCCUCGUCACCGCGGACCACUACGGCGCCUACGCCGCGGCACGCGCGCUCCCCCCGCCUCCGCCCCCACUGCCUGGACACCACCACCAGAUCAUCAUGCCGCUCAACAUGAUCCAGACGUCCGAGUCGGACGAGAUGGACGGCAUCAUGGGCGACGGCAGGGGCGGGCUAGCCUCAGGCGGCGGCGGCGGCUCCUCCUCGUCCAAGAAGCGCUUCCGCACCAAGUUCACCGCCGAGCAGAAGGGGCGCAUGCUGGAGUUCGCGGAGGGCGUGGGGUGGCGCCUCCAGAAGCUGGACGACGCCAUGGUGCAGCACUUCUGCCAGGAGAUCGGCGUCAAGCGCCGCGUCCUCAAGGUCUGGAUGCACAACAACAAGCACAACCUCGCCAGUAGGCCGCCCCCUACCUCGCCGCCGCAGCCAAUGCCGGUGGCGAUGUCAAUGCCGAUGCCGCUGGGCAUGUCAAUGCCGAUGCAAGUGCCGCCGCCGUCGCAGCCCGGGCCUUCGGGCCACCGCGGCCCGAGCUCCCCACACGGGGAGCUCAAGCUCGACUGACGGCACAAAGAAGAUGAAAUUAACCGUGGUGCCUGUCCGUCAACGGCGCCAUGGUUGCUGAUUCUACCACUAGCGUUAGUAAGCCGCAUUGCCAUUAAUUUCACUGUUCCAUCGAAGCGAUCGAUCGAAGCAGAGAGAAGAGAAGAGAACCAGAAACAAACUCGAGUUUAUCGUCGUCUCCAAUUUUUUUUUCUUCCUUUUGCUGUUUAUCUUGUCAUAAGGUUGGGGAGCAAGCAUGAGAGGGGGGACAUAGGUGAUCCGAACUGAGCUCCACUCAAUUUCAAUUUAUUUUUCCCUCCCCUUCUUCGUCUCCUUGGUUGGUUGGUGUCUCUGACUUGAAGUCUAGCAGUGCCUGUUGAGCUGAGCAUCUGAGUUGUCAUGGACCAGAUCAGAGGUUGCAUGAAAUCAAUUCUGACUUGUUUA